UCCGCCCCCAGCCCCGCCACGUCUCUCUCGGGCGCCGCUCCCGCUCCUGCUCCCGGUGCGGCUCCCGGUGCCGCCCCGCUCCGCCCCGCCGGGCCAUGGCGUUCACGCUCUACUCGCUGCUGCAGGCCUCGCUCCUCAUCGUCAAUGCCGUGGCCGUGCUGCACGAGGAGCGCUUCCUCCGCCACGUUGGCUGGGGAAGCGAUCAAGGGAUUGGAGGAUUUGGAGAGGAACCAGGAAUUAAAGCACAGCUGACAAACCUCAUUCGAUCAAUACGAACCGUUAUGAGAGUGCCAUUAAUAGCCCUGAACUCCAUCACAAUCGUUCUCCUCCUGUUGUUUGGCUGAAGACACCCGCUAGAAGUCCUUGGACAUCCAAAGAAACCAGUUGCUGACCACCACUGCUCUGAUUUCCCUGGGACGCAGCACGGUUUAGCUGUCAAUCUGACAUCCAACUUAAAAUAAUAAAAAGACACUGUUUCUAUUUAUCCCAUUUCCUAAUGUUCCCUUGCAGUUUCAUUAAGCAGGAUCACGGGAUCAAUGCAACAACGCUGCAAACACAUUGGACUGUGACCAGUUCUGUUGCUGCCUGUUCAUAGUGUUGAUUAAUUAUUAGAGUUAAUGUCAUAGGAUGUUGCAGUGACUGGCAAUGGGAUGCAGCUUUUAAAUGCCUCGUUACUCAGGGAUGAAUUUCCUUCAGUACGCUCUCCAAUUUGUUUUUAAAUUGAGGAAAACAAAAAUGUGGUUUUUUCAUUUCAGUUACUACCAUGGAACUGUUUAAGAGAACAUGAAUUAGGCUCUGAAAACGUGUUGUAAAGAAUACUUGUUAUAAAGGAUUGAAGUCCAGCUGUGAUAUGAAGGGAGAUAAAACCAGCUGGGUAAAGUCCUGAUUCAGGUUAUCAUUGAAAGCUGAAUUUUCCUGCUUUGACUGGGGAUUUUUGUCUUCAAAUUAGUAUUUCAUACUGAUGGUAAAGUCAGUUGCAAAUGGGUGCAACUGCAGUGCAAAACUUAAAAUUAAAAAUUAAGAAAAAAAAAAAAAAGCUGUACCUAAAGCUGGGUAACUCUGUGUUAACUUUGGGGAUAUUAGUAAUUAGCAUUUGUUACUCUUCUGUCAAGGAUUGUUAUUAUACUUUUUAAAAUGUGUAUUAAACUUCUGCGUGGUGAUUACUGUGGUCCAAGUGGGGAACCAUUUGUAUUCUGAGCUUCCUGGGACACGGGGAUGGGAAUUCCAGGGGAGAUUAACACCCUGCGCUUUUCAAAUGCAUUUCUUUGUUGAAAAACCCGCGAAUUCGCAGCCUCUUCUGUUACUGCUUCUUCCCCUCAUCAUCAUCAUUUGUUACAUUAACUGCUGUGAAAGUGCAACUGUGUGUGUGUGACUUUGCAGUUCUGUUGCAGAGAAUGCUCCUAAUUGCUCUUCUACCAUUUUAAGACUGCUGAGUUAGGUCUCAGCUGAGAAAAGAUGAUUCUCAUGUAUCUUUUUAGAGAAGUUAGAAUUCUUUGCCUGUUCCUCUGCUAAAGUGUUUUACCUUAAUUUCAAAAAGGGGAGGCCAAGGGAAACCUGGCAGUUUCAGUAUUUUAGAGCAGCUUAGUCGACCAUCUCUUGAUCUCUUGUCUUGAUGACUAAAGCAGAUGCUGUUGUGUACGAAGAAGAGUCUGUGAAACAUGUACAUGCAUUUAAUGGUCUUCAAUCAGUUUUUUGCAGAGUAAAGUACAUCCAGGAGGAGAGUUUCAUGUUUCCUUUUUCUUAGUGACUUUUGUAAAUAAAUCCUGAAUUUCCAAGUUAAGCA
This is a messenger RNA of Catharus ustulatus (Swainson's thrush), 1783 nucleotides long. RefSeq names its product immediate early response 3 interacting protein 1 (gene IER3IP1). The record is from RefSeq and is a predicted model, not a curated record. The coding region runs from base 96 to 344 and encodes 82 amino acids. Gene Ontology annotation, cellular component: endoplasmic reticulum membrane; COPII-coated ER to Golgi transport vesicle; Golgi membrane. Lineage: Eukaryota; Metazoa; Chordata; Aves; Passeriformes; Turdidae. Gene Ontology annotation, biological process: endoplasmic reticulum to Golgi vesicle-mediated transport. The transcript has 3 exons.